This is a messenger RNA of Procambarus clarkii (red swamp crayfish), 353 nucleotides long. NCBI's taxonomy places the organism in Eukaryota, Metazoa, Arthropoda, Malacostraca, Decapoda, Cambaridae. The record is from RefSeq and is a predicted model, not a curated record.
AUGAUUAAACGAUUGUACUUUUGUGAACUGCUUCUUGACACCUCCCUCUAUGCACGGACAUCCAGCAAGCAAAAGGUGGAGAUGUGCUUCUGGGGAGAGCAGUUUAAGUUUAGCAAUCUACCUUCUGUUGAGAAUAUUAGUGUUGCUCUUUAUAGAGAAGGAGAAAAGAAGAGAAAGAAGGAGAAGCAUGUCUUGGUCGGGACAGUAAAUAUACCAGUAGCCAAUGUCACCAGUCGUUGUCACAUUGAGAAGUGGUACCAAGUACAACACGACAACAGGGCGCCAAGUAAAGACAAUGCAGCUCUCUGAAUCAAGUGCAAAUUUCAGUCAAUUGAUAUUCUUCCAAUUGAACU